UAAACUGAAAAUUUAAAUAUCCUGUCCCUCAGUAACACUCACACAGCAGAGAUUAGCUGCUGUAUGGAACCUCAGGGAACCUCAUUCACAUGGAAAACCACUUCUUAAUUCUAAUUGGUGGCCAGUGUAAAUCCUCCACUCCCAUUUAAGCCGGCAGUUUGGAUUCCUGUUGCUUCACAUGUGCCUCAUCCGUUCACCGUCUCGGUUGAUUUUAGCCCACACGUCCGCAGCACGCAAACUUUAGUAAGUUUAUAGUGAAAGAGAAAGUCACUUAUGGAAUAAUUUGUUUUCUUGUUGUCAGGAGUUUUGUUAACGUGCCGUCGAGGUGUUCCUGCUCUCAGGGCUGUUUAUUCAUCGAUCAAUCAGAUCAAUCAUUAUGGCGUCCACUCUGGCUGCUGUGACAGAAGAAAGCAGGCCAGCGUUUUCCAUCCAGCGGAUUCUGGGUUUGGAGCUGGGAAGACCUGAAACCUGCCUCAAACUCCACCGACCCUGGGCAGAGAUGGAAGCAGAGAAGAACACAGGAAACAGUAUGUGCUCUAAACAACAACACUGUUAUCAACAACAUCAUCAUCAUCCUCAGCAGCUGCAGUCUCCCGUGCCGUCAUCAAACUGGUACAUCGGACGCAGACCACGAACGGCCUUCACCAGCAGCCAGGUGAAUGUGCUGGAGACGGUGUUUCAGGUGAACUGUUAUCCAGGUAUUCAGCUGAGGGAGCAGCUGGCUGGGAAACUCGACCUGGACGAAGACCGAAUUCAGAUCUGGUUUCAGAACCGGCGGGCCAAGCUGAGGCGUUCCCUCAGAGAAACUCGUCUGCAGCUGGUUCAGACAGCUGUGGCUGACCUUGGGGUCAGACACAAGGUCGUCGAUCAACUGAAGACCAGGCAGGAAGUACAAGGCGACCUGGAGCUCGCCCAGCGGGUCGCCUUGCGUCUCCAACUUGAAGUGGAUGAAGAGAAGCAGUGAGGCUAAUGAGGUCAUCCUGUUCCUGAUGCGAGGAUUGGCUGUUGACGUGUACACUUAUUCACCAGUUUCUACCAGCUUGUGUCUUUCUUGUUCUUUCCAACUGCUUGUUUAUGGCUUUUUUCAAAUCUGUGAUGAUAAGGAUUUUUAGCAAACAGGAUUUAAUGUUUACAUGAGGUGACACAAAAACCGGUUUAUCUGUCCAUAAAAGCAAGCAGAUAUGCCCUCAGACUUUUUGGCAUUAGAUAUGUUCUGGACUGGUUUGUUUAAUGCUCAGUAAUAUAAAGUGUCUUAAUAUGUGAAUAUGUUUCUCCUCUAUGUAUGUAUGUGUGGAAGUAUGGGAAUCUGUUCAGGUUUGU
Scatophagus argus is the source of this 1320-nucleotide messenger RNA. RefSeq names its product HESX homeobox 1 (gene hesx1). Gene Ontology annotation, biological process: regulation of transcription by RNA polymerase II; pituitary gland development; forebrain development. Gene Ontology annotation, molecular function: DNA-binding transcription repressor activity, RNA polymerase II-specific; RNA polymerase II cis-regulatory region sequence-specific DNA binding. The record is from RefSeq and is a predicted model, not a curated record. Gene Ontology annotation, cellular component: nucleus. Bases 377 to 964 code for a protein of 195 amino acids. The transcript is spliced from 4 exons. NCBI's taxonomy places the organism in Eukaryota, Metazoa, Chordata, Actinopteri, Scatophagidae.